GGACAGGCAGGAGGUACGGCCAAAGAUCCUUGAUUUUAACAAACAACCCUCUUUAUUGAGCUGUUUAUUGUAAGUUGUCGUAUGUACAUAAGAGCUGAGAGGCGAGGAAUGAUUUUACAUUUUUAACGAGGAAUAAGGACAGGAUAAUCAUUUAUUGACAUGGCAGCCAAUGGAGCCAGCUGUGAACAGCCUCAGAAACGUUCAGGAGCUAAAGACAAGCAGAAUGGCAAGUCUACAGACUCGUCAAUAAGAGAGAGGCGGCAGAAAGAUAAGGAGGAGCGCCUUUCUCUAGUCUUAUGGAAGAGACCUGUCACUACAUUACAUUAUUUCCUUCUGGAGACCUUCAUUAAGCUAAAGGAAUGGACGCUUAAGCUUUGGCAACGACGAGGUGCAGUGUUCUUAGUUUUGGUUCUAUGUUCUCUCUUUUCCUUCGCCUACUCCACUGAGGGGGCACACCAACAAUAUGUCAGAUACCUGGAGAAGAAAUUUCUAUGGUGUGCCUACUGGGUAGGCCUUGGGAUAUUGUCCUCCGUUGGCCUCGGGACUGGUUUGCACACCUUCCUUCUGUAUCUGGGGCCUCACAUAGCGUCAGUAACCCUGGCGGCAUACGAGUGUGGCUCCACAGACUUCCCAGAGCCACCAUACCCAGACCAGAUUGUGUGUCCCCAAGGUGGAGGGGCAGACGGAAGCAUCUCCCUCUUCUCCAUCAUGUCAAAGGUUCGCCUGGAGGCUUGUAUGUGGGGUGCGGGCACUGCCAUCGGAGAACUGCCUCCAUAUUUCAUGGCCCGAGCAGCACGCCAGUCCGGCGCUGACCCAGAUGACGAAGACUAUGAAGAGUUUGAGGAGAUGCUGGAGCAAGCAGAGGGUGCUCAGGACUUCGUCACUAGAGCAAAAUUGGGAGUCCAGCAUAUGGUACAGAAAGUGGGAUUCUUUGGGAUCCUGGCUUGUGCCUCAAUCCCUAAUCCCCUUUUUGACCUGGCUGGAAUAACCUGUGGACACUUCCUGGUUCCUUUCUGGACCUUCUUUGGGGCGACCCUGAUUGGGAAAGCCAUCAUUAAGAUGCAUAUACAGAAACUCUUUGUAAUCAUUACCUUCAGCAAGCACAUAGUGGAGCAAAUGGUGUCACUCAUCGGGUCUGUGCCCAGAAUUGGACCAUCACUCCAGAAGCCUUUCAGUCAGUACCUGGAAGCACAGAGGAACAAGCUGCACCAUGCUGGAGGAAGUGCACCAGCGGAUGAGAACUGGCUGUCAUGGGUGUUUGAGAAGGUGGUGCUGGUCAUGGUCUGCUACUUUGUCAUUUCCAUCGUCAACUCCAUGGCUCAGAGCUACGCCAAGCGGCUGCAGCAACAGAGGCACUCGGAGGAGAAAACCAAGUGAUGAGGAGACAGAUGCGGUGCAGACAUCCAACUGACUGUGUUUCUGCUGCUGCUGAGAGCCCUCCACUCAGCUCCAGCCACCCACAACGUAACAACAAACCUCACCCUCAUCCAUUCUCAGAGGCUGAAUGCUCAAAAAACCAGGCACUGUUGUUGGUGUGUGUGCGUUUUUGAGGAUGUGUGUGCUGUUUAUUGUCUGUCCCUCUUCAGGUUUUGUAGUUCUUCCUCUCAUCUCACUCUAGGUGUGUAGUGCGAUUGGUUCUACUGCUGAUCUUAACAUGUUACUUUAACGUUAAAUAAUCCCAUUCAUUGACCUCAGACGUAAAGCAGCGGUUUGGUGGUGACUGCUGUGUAUGGGCAGUGCCCAUCAGAUGCUAUGCCUUAUGCAAGACGGGAAGCUCUGACUUCCGUUGAUUAUAGCUCUUGACUUACAGACUUGAUUUUUAUUUAAUUUUGUAACAUGGAUGUAUGGAUGGUUCUUGAUUUGUUUGUACAGUGUGCUGCCAGGACAACUGCUAUGGAUGGUCUUUCUUUUCAGGGUUUACGUUUCCUCGUGUUUUUUUCUUUUGUCCUGUUAAACAGCAAGACCAAUAUGUCUUUGUUUAUGAAUUUGUCAAUUCAAAAUGGGUGAAAAAAAAGCAAUAUCGACUUAACAGUGUGGUAUUGAUGGUUUGCACAUUGUGUAAAUAUCUUAAUAUCUUUUUGACAGUAUGCGCAGAUGUAUUUCUAUUCAACUAGUCUAUAUGGACAUAAGUCAACUUGAACCAAAACAAAAAAGAAAAUGUGAUAUCAUUUGUAAAGUGACAUUGUACUCUCAGCUAAUUAGUCCCAUUUCUAUUCUGUACAUUUAGGUCGAACCUUGGAUCAGAUCAUAUAUAAAAUGUAAAUCAUGGCACUUC
Messenger RNA from Sphaeramia orbicularis (orbiculate cardinalfish), 2275 nucleotides. It is a transcript of the gene vmp1, whose product is annotated as vacuole membrane protein 1. The coding region runs from base 160 to 1377 and encodes 405 amino acids. The transcript is spliced from 12 exons. The record is from RefSeq and is a predicted model, not a curated record. Lineage: Eukaryota; Metazoa; Chordata; Actinopteri; Kurtiformes; Apogonidae.